AUGGCACCCUCUGCAACCCUCAUUGACAUCGAACCUCCCGUGGUCAUUGGUCCUUCCACCAAGAAGGCUACCUGGCCCUCCAACGAGCUACCACAGACCCUGAUCCAGGGGGCAAAGAUCACCAGACAUGAGGAAUUUGACCCAGCCAAGCACCUGAACUUCCAGCCCCCAAAGUCUAUCCUGACUAUGGAGGAGAUUGGACUGAAGGGACAUGGUAUCUCACCUCAUGCUGCUACUCACCCAUUCCCGCUCUUCUCCCAAGAUGCCAUCACACAGAUGCGCGCUGAGAUCUUCUCCGAGAAGGUGCUUGCUGAGUGCCAGUAUUCUUCCACAUUCAACAAGAACAUGGUGCGCGGUAUGGGACCAGCGCGUGCUCCUUUCACAUACACUGCUUGGAAGCACCCAGAAACCCUAGCCAGAAUCUCCGAGGUUGCAGGCAUCGACCUCGUUCCCUCCAUCGACUUUGAGAUCGCCAACAUCAAUAUUUCCAUUCGGGACGAGAAGGCCAAUGUGGAACAUUCUAUUGAUCUUAUGUCGGAUCAGGAACUGCCUGCAGUUGCUUGGCACUACGACAGCUUCCCAUUCGUGUGUGUGACGAUGCUCUCUGACUGCACUGGCAUGGUCGGCGGAGAGACUGCUCUGAGAAAACCAAAUGGAGAGAUUUUGAAAGUUCGCGGACCUGCUAUGGGAACCGCCGUCGUCAUGCAAGGUCGUUACAUUGAGCAUCAGGCCCUGAAGGCUCUGGGUGGUCGCGAGCGCAUCAGUAUGGUCACUUGCUUCCGACCCAAGUCACCUCUGGUCAAGGAUGAGACUGUUCUGGUUGGAGUGCGCGGAAUCAGCAACAUUUCUGAGCUCUACACACAAUACACUGAAUACCGGCUGGAGAUUCUGGAGGAGCGCAUUCGCCACCAGCUGAAGAAGGAGCGGGAGCGGGAGAUUGCUAAGAAGCCGUUUAAUAUUCCCGAUAUCAAGCGCUUCCUCACCAAUCAGAAAUUAUUUAUUGAGUCGAUGUUGACGGAGAUUCAGGAGGUUGAUUGA
Molecule: messenger RNA, 1038 nt
Organism: Penicillium cinerascens
Lineage: Eukaryota; Fungi; Ascomycota; Eurotiomycetes; Eurotiales; Aspergillaceae
Exons: 3
Coding region: 1-1038 (345 amino acids)
Source: RefSeq, a predicted model, not a curated record